Micropterus dolomieu (smallmouth bass) is the source of this 4362-nucleotide messenger RNA. It is a transcript of the gene gtpbp2b, whose product is annotated as GTP binding protein 2b. The transcript is spliced from 12 exons. The record is from RefSeq and is a predicted model, not a curated record. Gene Ontology annotation, biological process: translational elongation. NCBI's taxonomy places the organism in Eukaryota, Metazoa, Chordata, Actinopteri, Centrarchiformes, Centrarchidae. The coding region runs from base 185 to 2014 and encodes 609 amino acids. Gene Ontology annotation, molecular function: GTP binding; GTPase activity; translation elongation factor activity.
AGCGCUGGUGGUGCUGAGGAGAGAGCAUCCUCCGCUGCAGGGCUUCACCCAGGCAGGCCGUUUGUUUCGGUAGACUGUGAUGUUAUUAUUAUUAUUACAUGUGAUUUCAUCACCGUGAGUCCAGACUCUGCUCCCGGUGAUCUCACGGUUUCAAACGACCGGUGACUCUCGGAACUCGGCGGCGAUGGUGGAUUUAUCCGACGGUGGUGCAGCGUCGCCUGGACACAGCAGACACGGACAGGGCUCCGGUAAUAACGGGAAGAAAACGGCGAAAAAGUCGCGAACGAGAAGAGGCAAACGAGGCCGGAGAAGAAGGAAUAAAAAGAACAACAGGAACAACAAAACACCGCCCCCGUAUUUCCCACCGGAGGCAGAAGAAGGAAACAUUGAGUACAAGCUGAAGCUGGUUAACCCCACUCAGUAUCGCUUCGAGCAUCUGGCCACGCAGCUCAAGUGGCGCCUGCAGGAGGGCCGCGGUGAGGCCGUCUACCAGAUUGGCGUGGAAGACAACGGCCUGCUGGUCGGCCUGACCGAGGCUGACAUGAAGGCCUCGCUCAAGACCUUAAAGAGGAUGGCAGAGAAAGUCGGUGCCGACAUCACUCUCCUCAGAGAGAGGGAGGUGGACUACGACUCAGACAGAAACACCCGCAAAAUUGCAGAAGUCCUGGUUCGAAAAGUUCCUGACGAUCAGCAGUUCCUGGAUCUGCGGGUGGCGGUUCUGGGGAACGUGGACUCGGGGAAGUCGACGCUGCUGGGCGUCCUGACACAGGGCGAGCUAGACAACGGCCGAGGCCGAGCGCGGCUCAACCUCUUCAGACACCUGCACGAGAUCCAGACGGGACGCACCUCCAGCAUCAGCUUCGAGAUCCUGGGCUUCAACAGCAAAGGGGAGGUUGUGAACUACAGCGAGUCCCGGACAGCCGAGGAAAUCUGCGAGAGCUCCUCCAAGAUGAUCACCUUCAUCGAUCUGGCCGGACACCACAAGUACCUGAAGACGACCAUCUUCGGCCUCACCAGCUACUGCCCCGACUUCGCCAUGCUGGUGGUGAGCGCCAACACCGGCAUCGCCGGUACGACCCGGGAGCACCUGGGCCUGGCCAUGGCGCUGAAAGUUCCCAUCUUUAUCGUGGUCAGUAAAGUGGACCUGUGCUCCCGCGGCACCGUGGAGCGAACCGUCCGGCAGCUGGAGCGAGUCCUGAAGCAGCCGGGCUGCAACAAGGUCCCCAUGGUGGUGUCCAGCCCCGACGACGCUGUGACGGCCGCACAGCAGUUCACUCAGUCUGCAUGUAUCACGCCGAUCUUCACCCUGUCCAGCGUGUCUGGAGAGAGUCUGGACCUCCUGAAGGUUUUCCUGAACAUCCUCCCUCCACUGAGCAACAGCAAGGACCAGGAGGAGCUGAUGCAGCAGCUGACUGAGUUCCAGGUGGAUGAGAUCUACUCGGUUCCUGACGUCGGGACUGUGGUGGGAGGAACUCUAUACAGCGGAGUGUGUCGGGAGGGCGAGCGGCUGGUGGUCGGUCCGACUGACGAGGGCCGUUUCCUGCGUCUGAAGGUGGGCAGCAUCCAGAGGAACCGCUCGGCCUGCAGGGUGCUGAGGGCCGGCCAGGCCGCCACGCUGGCUCUGGGAAACUUUGACCGCUCGCUGCUGCGCAAGGGCAUGGUGAUGGUCAGUCCCAAGAUGAACCCGACCAUCUGCUGUCAGUUUGAAGCCGCCAUCGUCCUCCUCUUCCACGCUAAGACCUUUCGCCGGGGGUCACAGGUCACCGUGCAUGUUGGCAACGUCAGGCAGACGGCCACCGUGGAGUGCCUUCACGGGAAGGACGAGCUGCGAACGGGCGAGAGAGCCGUGGUCCGCUUCCGCUUCAUCAAACACCCAGAGUACCUGCGACUGGGCGCCAAGCUGCUCUUCAGGGAGGGUGUCACCAAAGGCAUCGGCCAUGUAACCCGCUUGCUGCCCCCCUCCCAGAACCACGAUCAGAACCAGAACCAUGACCAGAACCUGCAGGAGCAUUAAAGACCUCCACUUCUUUGUCGGAUGGUGAGCUCUGUGAGAAGACAUCAUCAAGCACCUCUGAUCGGGUUUGUUGUAUUAAUCCGCCCGUCCCUGAUCUAUAGAUCUGUCCUCAUUCGCUCCUGCUGUGAUGUCAGAGUCCACCAUCAUCUUCCUCCCAGCAGGCGUUCGUGUCUUCAUUUAAAGCUGGCUGACCUCGGUGGACUUCAGCCCGGACAGUUAAUCUGAUGUCAUCCCACAGUUCGAUUUAAGAGGCUUCUUUUUCUCGGCUGUCAUGAGACGACAGCAGGAUUUAUUUUUGAAUUUUAAAGUGGCGCAGCACUUCCACCUAGAGCGACGAGGAGAUGUAGCCCUAGUUCUCUGCUGCACAGGAAGGACUGACCUCUGUUCCACACAAGUUCUCCACACGCUCAUACUGAAUGUGACUUUUGAAGAAGAUUAUUUCCAGGAGGAGUUUUGGUUCCUGAGGUGGAUUUCUUGGUGAUAUUUGUGUCGGCUCAUCAAACAUUUAGGACCAUAAUGUUGAUUUUGCAUGUUUCAGCACAUAAACUUCAAGAGGCAUUUUCUGUGGAGCACGGUGGGGGUCGGUUCAUUUUGUGUGGACAGACGAGACGUACGUGCUGCUGAAUCAGCACCAAGUUACUGUAGAUGGAGGGAUUAUGGAGAGAGAGAUGUGGAGACACUUUAGACCUAAACAAUGUUGUUCUUUUAAUUUUCACGUAAGAGUUGAAAUUUGAGAUAUGAAUUUGCGCUAUAAUAAUAAAUAAAAGUUCAGGAAACUAGAAGUUCCAGAGUGGACGACGCUUUUAUAUUAGCUGUUACACUAUCGUUUUUUUUGCCCUGCUCUGCUGGAGGUCCAACUGCAGUCGAUGCUACAAAGACGUCUCUUCAUUAAACUGUGUUUACCAAGCUAACCGCUUUUUUGAAAGUGAGCUGUUGUGGCUAGCUAACACGUUACAUUGCUUAGCUCUGCAGAAACAGUAGCCCAGCGAGUACUCAGUAUGUUACGGGACACGUGGACGAAUGUCACUGUGCUGCUUCCGGAUUAUUUUCACGAUUAGUCUAUAAAAUGGCAAAAAACUGUGAAAAAUACUUGUCACUAUUUUCCAGAGCCCAAAGUGACGUCUACAAAUCGUUUCUUUUGUCCAACCAACAGUCCAAAACUCAAAGGCUCUUCAUUUACUGUCAUAAAUGACAAAGAAAAGCUACAAAUCUUCACGUUUAAAAAGAUGAAACUAGCAAAUGUUUGACAUAAAAGCUUUAAAAAAUGACUGAAAUGAUUAAUCAAUUAUCAAAAUAGUUGACAAUUUUGUUUCAAUCGACUAAUCGAUUAAUCGUUGCAGCUCUUGUGUGUGUGGCAUUUGUUCAUUGGUAACAUAACUUACUUGUUUGUGCGCACAAGCCACCAGAGUUUAGACUGAUUUGAUUUGACGCUCCAGUUUUUAUAUUAUUCUGUUCCUUUGCACUUAAUUCACUUUUAAUCAUCAUUACGAAUCUCUUCUGUUCAGGCAGCAUCGCUCUGUGUCACCUCCAGAUUCUGAAACGGACACCAGCUGACACUUUCUCCUGUUGUUAUUGAUUAGCAGUCCAGCCAGCAGCCAGACGUUUUGUUGCAUUUUGUUGGAGGCUGAAGUGUUGAUGAAUGAUUGGAGGAAGCUGUUGGUUUCAGUUUGCAUUAUGUAAAAGUUUCAUUCCAUCUCUGAACAAUGAUUUUUGGACGGUUUUCUCACAGCCUCACAUUCAGUCUGCUCAGCUCUUUAAACUCGAGUUGCUUUUGAACUGUUGAUGCCUGUACGUUCAAUAAUCUGCAUUUUCAAAAGACUUCAAAAGAUAUUUGCCUCUUCGUUUCCAGUUUGUUCCGACUCUCCGUUCAUGUUUAAUAACGAUGAUAUUUUAAAAGUGUGUAGGUUCGAUGUACCAGGCAGCUUUUUGCAGCUAAACAUAACCUGCAUGCUCUCUGACCGGCAGAAAAAAACUUCUCAUUCAAAAUAUGAAAUGUAUAUCCAGUGUUGAAACGUUUUUUUGAGGUUCUGUGCAAUUGUAAACCUAAAUAUCGAAUGUACUUUCCAUGGAUCCUGUGUAGCAUUUUAAAAUUACUGCUUACUGUUCAGAUGGAGUUACUGUUGACUUUGCCUUUUGUAUUCGGAUUCUGCACGAGUGUUGAUGCCAGCGAGCAGAUCUGCUGAUUCUGCAGAGGGACGAAGAUGCUGAGCAGAGAGGUCGAAGGUUGAGACGACCGUCUGACUCAGAAAUGCUCUGAACUUUUAAAGCGUUAAAGAGUGGAUUUAUCAGUUUGUUUCUCCUGACCGUCCCUCUAGCUAAUCAAUAAACUGUUAAUGCGAAAACUCAAA